CGCUGUGACGUCACCGGACCCCCCCUCCCCGGUCAUGUGCUGCUCUGUAAUCUGUUUUAUACAUCUUUAAAUUUAUACAUUCAGAAACGUUUGGGCACACCCGAAUCUUCUUUAGACAGCAUCGAGAUGAGCAUAUUGUCUUAUUUGUGAAAAAAAUGGAGAAUUCAGAGACCAGUCCAUCACCAAAGCCCCUUGCGGCGCCGGACAUGGGCAUGUUGAGACCCUCCAGCUCCUCGGAUCCGCAGUCAGAAUCAGCCAGAGCCUCCAAGCACAGGGAGCACGCAUCCAAGUCACCAAGGAGACGGCGGGAGGGGAAGAGGUCGCAGCGCCGGGGGGAUGGUCAUGAACAGCUGCUGUGGGAGAUGGAGCGACGAAGGUUGCCAGGCCAACAUGAGCAUUUGGAGCCCUCUGGUUCGUCGUGUGACACAGCGGAAAGUUCUCCUAAAAGAAGAGCCCACUUCCUACAUGGACCAUAUCCAGCCACUCACUUCGGACCCAAAGCCUGUAUUCUUCCCAAUCCGACUUCUGUCAUGCACAUCCAGGACCCUGCCAGCCAGAGGCUCACUUGGAACAAACCUCCAGUUAAUGUUCUUGUCAUCAGGAAAAUCAGAGAUGAGAGCCUGGUCGAGCCUUUCAAAGAACUCUGCAGGUUUCUAGUAGAGGAGAAACAGAUGAUGGUGUAUGUGGAGCGCCGGGUCGCAGAUGAUGCCACGCUGUCAAAGGAUGAGACUUUUGGCUCCAUUCGCAAUCAACUCUGCACCUUCAGAGAGGGUUACGAUGAUAUCUCCGACUGUAUCGACCUCAUCAUCUGUCUGGGGGGAGAUGGGACUCUGCUCUACGCCUCCUCUCUCUUCCAGGGCAGCGUCCCACCAGUUAUGGCGUUCCAUCUCGGUUCUCUGGGUUUUCUGACGCCCUUCAAGUUUGAAUCGUACAAGACUGAAGUGGCCAAAGUGUUUGAAGGCAACGCAGCCAUCACCCUGCGCAGCCGUCUGAAGGUGAAGGUGGUGAAGGACAUGCUGCAGAGAACUGGACAGCAGCCACACGGCAGAGAGCUGCAGCAACAGCUGGAGCACAACGGACUUCUUCCUCACGGACACACCAACAGUGAAGCUGGCAAGGUUACCCUGCAGCUACAGGUGUUGAAUGAGGUAGUGGUGGAUCGAGGCCCGUCCUCAUACCUGUCCAACGUGGACUUGUACCUUGAUGGACGGCUCAUCACUUCAGUGCAGGGAGACGGCGUUAUUGUGUCCACGCCAACUGGCAGCACCGCGUAUGCAGCCGCAGCAGGAGCCUCGAUGAUCCACCCUAACGUUCCUGCCAUCAUGGUCACACCCAUAUGUCCUCACUCGCUCUCCUUCAGGCCCAUCGUGGUUCCUGCUGGAGUGGAGCUCAUGAUCACCCUGUCUCCUGACGCGAGGAACACUGCAUGGGUGUCAUUUGACGGGAGGAGGAGACAGGAGAUCCAGCACGGAGACUGCAUUAAAAUUACAACGUCUUGCUAUCCUGUGCCAUCCAUCUGUUGCCAUGACCUUGUGUACGACUGGUUUGAGAGUCUGGCUCAGUGUUUGCACUGGAACGUACGCAAGAGGCAGGCUCGGCUCGCGGACAUGUCUGACUCGUCGGACACAGAAAACUGAGGUGCUGUGCUUUUCCCCCCAAAAGACGUUCUCCGUGGCUGCCCGAGGGAUCAGGUUUGUUCAGAGAGGAGUUGAGGGAACAUUGGACUGUGAUAGGGCACUUGUGUUUUCAGCCACAUCAGUGUUACAGUGGUUCUGUGGAAAGCAUGUCUGAAGAUGUCAGUACGUUACACACCGACUGAAUCCAGCAGGAAAGCAUGAUUAUCACCCAGAAAUGAAAAAAAAAAAAAAGGUUCUAUGAUAAUGCAAACUGUUAAAUGAUCACAGCUUAAAGAUCCUCAGAUAUUUUCUGUUAACACCUGCAUUUUGACUAGUUUACGAUCAUAUCAAGUGGAAAAGGUGUACCUGUGACAGGGAUUAGUUUGGUAAAAAUUAUAGGCAAAAACACUGAUAAAGCUGAAAGUAAGCAGACCGAACCGUUUCUUCUCUGCCCAAAAAAUGUAAAUGUGUACAUAAAGGAUACAAGGAUAAAUUUAUUUAGUCGUAUUUAUGUGAUAUUUAUAUAUUUUCAAGAUAUCAGUUACAAAUAAUUGUAAUAAUUGACUAACUUCAUUUCUAUUGCUGAGUCAAUCAACAGCAGCUGUAAGCAGCUGUUUUCUGCGCAUGUGUUGAAUAAUCCAGAGCCUUUGUUCUGCUCGUAGUGUAGCUUCACUUGCCUUCAAAAUGUCUUGAGCUCAUUUCAGGUUGCAUGUAGCAGAAAUGAAGCAGAGAAUCAUAAACAAGCGGUGUCAAAUUUCACAAUCUGUCAAAGGAUGUUGGAGAAAGGCAGUUAUUUCAAAAUAAAGCAUAAAAGCUUUACAUCUGGCUUUUGUUGAUCUUUGUGUGGAAUUGUUCUCAGACUGACUUCAAGGUGUACACUAUGUUUAAUUAAGUUUAGAAAUGUGCAGUUCAGGAAUAUGUAGUAGAUAAUACUUUUUAGCAUCGACAUAAUAUGGCAACUUAAC
Molecule: messenger RNA, 2581 nt
Organism: Cololabis saira (Pacific saury)
Lineage: Eukaryota; Metazoa; Chordata; Actinopteri; Beloniformes; Belonidae
Gene: nadkb
Product: NAD kinase b
Exons: 12
Coding region: 156-1637 (493 amino acids)
Biological process (GO): NADP+ biosynthetic process; NAD+ metabolic process
Molecular function (GO): NAD+ kinase activity
Source: RefSeq, a predicted model, not a curated record